This is a messenger RNA of Photinus pyralis (common eastern firefly), 2732 nucleotides long. It is a transcript of the gene gro, whose product is annotated as protein groucho. The transcript has 14 exons. The coding region runs from base 37 to 2277 and encodes 746 amino acids. Gene Ontology annotation, biological process: regulation of DNA-templated transcription; negative regulation of canonical Wnt signaling pathway. The record is from RefSeq and is a predicted model, not a curated record. Gene Ontology annotation, molecular function: protein binding; transcription corepressor activity. Gene Ontology annotation, cellular component: nucleus; transcription regulator complex. NCBI's taxonomy places the organism in Eukaryota, Metazoa, Arthropoda, Insecta, Coleoptera, Lampyridae.
CAGGUUAGUAUCUAUUAGUGGUAGCCUAUCGACAUCAUGAAACGCAGGGGUCCUCCACCUCAAGCCGGCCAAAUUAAGUUUACAAUUGCGGAUACGCUGGAACGGAUAAAAGAAGAGUUCAACUUUCUACAGGCACAAUAUCACACAUUAAAAUUGGAAUGCGAAAAAUUAGCUAGUGAAAAGACUGAAAUGCAAAGGCACUACGUUAUGUAUUACGAAAUGUCCUAUGGCCUUAAUGUGGAAAUGCAUAAACAGACUGAAAUAGCAAAACGACUAAAUGCAAUUAUCGCCCAAGUGUUACCUUUUUUGGCCCAAGAACAUCAGCAACAAGUUGCUACGGCUGUUGAACGAGCUAAGCAAGUUACCAUGACAGAACUCAAUGCUAUAAUUGGGCAACAACAGCAGCAAGGAUUGCAGCAGUUGCUUCAACAAAUUCAUGCGCAGCAGCUACCUCACGGAGCUCACGGACCUGGAUUACCGAUGGGUCCCCAUCCCGGAUUACCAGGAAUGGGACCGGCAGCAGGACUGCUUGGUUUUGGAGCGGGACUUGGCGCUGGAGUACCAGGUACCCCCGGUGGCCCACAUGCAGCGGUUUCAGCUAGCGCACAUCCUUUACUUAAACCGACUGAUUUACAUUCAAGAGAUUCCACGGAUCUCAAACGACCAGGUUCUGUGAACAACGACGAAAGACUGCACAAAUUGUUUCAGAAUUCUGUCUCGCCGGGGGAUAGAGAUAAAUACAGAUCGCGGUCUCCACCGGAUGGCGAACAAGAUAUUAAAAGAAGAAAGGAGGAUAAAUUAGGUCACGAGAGUGAUGGGGAGAAAAGUGAUCAAGAUUUAGUUGUAGAUGUUGCUAAUGAGGAAAUAGCUUCUCCCCACCCUAAUGGCGAACAUCCAUCCUUAAGUAAUGCAGGUGAUGGUCGAGAGAAUGGAAGUAUAAACGGCGAUAAAGUAAAAGUGGAGCGGCCUCCUAGUCGAAGUGGCUCUUCCUCAUCCCGAAGUACACCAUCACUGAAAAGUAAAGAUGAAAAGCCAUUGACACCAAGUUCAAAACCUCGCUCUACAACUCCUAACAUGUCUGCAAAUGCAAGUGGGGGUGGUCCAAAAGUAGGACUAGGAGCUUAUCCUGCAUAUGCUUUAGGCGGAAGUCGAGCGCCAGAACACUUAGCUCCUUAUAAUAAUAUAGCACCAUCACCUUAUGCAAGGCCACCUUUAUUAGGCUACGACGGGCACCCGCAUUCCAGGCCUCCAAAUAUUGCAACUAACGGUUUAGGAGGUUUAUCAGGAGGAAAACCAGCUUAUUCCUUUCAUAUGAAUGGAGAGGGUCAACUGCAGCCCGUUCCAUUUCCUACAGAUGCUCUUAUAGGACCUGGCAUCCCUAGACAUGCUAGGCAGAUCAAUACUUUAAAUCACGGAGAAGUUGUGUGUGCAGUUACCAUAUCUAAUCCUACAAAAUACGUUUAUACUGGAGGCAAAGGCUGUGUUAAAGUUUGGGAUAUUAGUCAACCUGGUUCUAAAACACCUGUUUCACAAUUGGAUUGUUUGCAACGCGACAACUACAUAAGAUCGGUCAAAUUAUUACCAGAUGGGAGAACGCUGAUAGUUGGCGGAGAAGCAAGUAAUCUCUCAAUUUGGGACUUAGCUAGCCCAACACCACGAAUUAAAGCCGAAUUAACCUCUAGUGCACCUGCAUGUUAUGCUUUAGCAAUUAGUCCAGAUUCGAAAGUGUGCUUUAGUUGUUGUUCAGAUGGAAAUAUCGCCGUAUGGGAUCUUCACAAUCAGACACUAGUGCGGCAAUUCCAAGGUCAUACAGAUGGCGCAUCUUGUAUAGACAUUUCCACAGAAGGUACAAAAUUGUGGACAGGCGGUUUAGAUAAUACAGUAAGAAGCUGGGAUCUUAGAGAAGGCAAGCAACUGCAACAGCACGAUUUUAACUCGCAAAUAUUUUCGCUUGGUUACUGUCCAACUGGCGAUUGGCUUGCUGUUGGUAUGGAAAAUUCUCACGUCGAAGUGUUGCACGCGUCUAAACCAGACAAGUAUCAAUUACACCUACACGAAAGUUGUGUUCUUAGCUUAAGAUUUGCUUCUUGUGGAAAAUGGUUUGUCUCUACUGGUAAAGAUAAUCUAUUAAAUGCGUGGAGAACACCUUACGGAGCGAGUAUAUUUCAGUCUAAAGAAUCGUCUAGUGUAUUAAGUUGUGACAUUUCAACGGACGAUAAAUACAUAGUAACUGGUUCUGGUGAUAAAAAGGCAACAGUGUACGAAGUUAUUUAUUAAACAGUGUGGGUGGGGCCACCUUAAACAAUACCAAAAAGUGUAAUUACGAUUGCGUGAAACAGUAUUUAAAACAUUUAUCGAUGAGUGAAUGUGUAGGGAAUCAUACUUUUAUCAGUCAGUAUUCUACGAUAAUUAAAACUUUUGUAAGAGUCGUGUAUAAUUCCAUUUGUAAACUGCAACAUCGCUAGUAUUGUGUACAUUAUCUGAGUGAACAAAAAACAAACAAUUUUUUAUCAAUUUGUAUUUACCUUAUUUUAUUUUUGUUUUAUCAUUUGUUUUUUGUUUACUCCAUGAUUGUUAAGUGUGUCAGUUAGAUGUUGGAAAAGCACAAGCAAUUGAAAUUCUUGCCUACUUUUGACUUGUUAUUCAUAUCUUGAUGUUUAGAAAAACGAAAGAUUAGGUAGGAUAUUUUUCGUAAUUAAAUAUAACUAUAAUAAAAGAACAUUUACUUUUCA